AUGCGCGAAGUCAUCUCUAUCCAUGUAGGCCAAGCAGGAGUCCAAAUUGGCAAUGCCUGCUGGGAGCUAUACACCUUGGAACAUGGAAUAGAGCCUGAUGGGCGUCUUCUUCCGGACUCCUUGUCGCACACUGAUGCCGGCUUCUCGACGUUCUUCUCUGAAACAUCGUCCGGCAAACAUGUACCUCGUUCACUGUACUUUGAUCUCGAGCCUGGGGUCAUCGACGAUGUCAAGACUGGAAAGUACAAGUCUCUUUUCCACCCUGAGACUAUGAUCACUGGAAAAGAAGACGCGGCCAACAACUACGCGAGAGGUCAUUAUACCGUGGGCAAGGAGCUCAUCGACCCGGUGAUGGAUAAGCUGAGGCGCCUGGCGGACAACUGCUCGGGGCUUCAAGGGUUCUUUGUGUUCCAUUCCUUCGGUGGCGGAACUGGGUCUGGCUUUGGCGCCCUCCUGCUUGAGCGAUUGUCAGCAGAUUUCGGGAAGAAGGCCAAGUUAGAAUUCUGUGUCUACCCCGCUCCCCAGUUGUCGAGUUCCAUCGUAGAGCCGUACAACUCGGUCCUCACAACGCACACGACUUUGGAACACGCGGAUUGUUCGUUCAUGGUGGAUAACGAGGCUAUUUACGAUAUCUGCAAGACCAAACUUGGAGUCGCCUCUCCUGGCUUCACCAACCUCAACCGUCUCAUCGCCCAGGUCGUUUCUUCGGUCACUGCUUCUCUUCGAUUUGAUGGUUCCCUCAACGUCGAUCUCAACGAGUUCCAAACCAAUCUUGUCCCCUUCCCUCGUAUCCACUUCCCCUUGGCCACUUAUGCACCCCUCCUCUCAUCGGAGAAGGCUAGCCACGAACAGAACUCUGUUGCAGAGAUGACGACAUCUUGCUUCGAGAGCGGUAACCAGUUGGUGAAAUGUGACCCCAGAGAAGGAAAAUACAUGGCGUGCGCCCUCUUGUACCGAGGCGAUGUGAUGCCCAAAGAUUGCCAAGCUGCCAUUGCCACCAUUAAGACGAAGCGUACGAUACAGUUUGUCGACUGGUGUCCGACUGGUUUCAAGCUUGGUAUCUGCAACGAGCCACCUGCUUGUGUCCCUGGUGGCGAUCUCGCUAAGAACACCCGCAGUCUCUGCAUGCUGUCGAACACCACGGCCAUUGCCAGUGCUUGGGCUCGUCUCGAUCACAAGUUCGAUCUCCUGUACUCCAAGCGUGCGUUUGUUCAUUGGUACGUUGGUGAGGGUAUGGAAGAGGGCGAGUUCUCGGAGGCUCGGGAGGAUCUCGCGGCGCUCGAAAAGGACUACGAAGAGGUCGGCCUUGAUUCCGCCGAACCCGAGGAAGAGGAAGGUUACUAG
Messenger RNA from Pleurotus ostreatus (oyster mushroom), 1344 nucleotides. Its product is annotated as alpha-tubulin. NCBI's taxonomy places the organism in Eukaryota, Fungi, Basidiomycota, Agaricomycetes, Agaricales, Pleurotaceae. Gene Ontology annotation, molecular function: structural constituent of cytoskeleton; GTP binding. Gene Ontology annotation, biological process: nuclear migration by microtubule mediated pushing forces; microtubule cytoskeleton organization; nuclear division. The record is from RefSeq and is a predicted model, not a curated record. Gene Ontology annotation, cellular component: microtubule; spindle; cytoplasm. The coding region runs from base 1 to 1344 and encodes 447 amino acids. The transcript is spliced from 12 exons.